GUUGCCAAACCUGAUACAAAAAGUAAAAACUUGUUGCAUUCAAAAGUCGAGUUGGAAUCAUGUCAGGAAUUUAUAAGACCGCGGAUCCUUCACAGUGAUAUUUCCCGUGGGCAAGAAAAUGUUUCAAUAUCUUGUAUUAACGAGGUUGACGACGUACCAUUUCCGGACUUCACAUUUGUCAAAGAAUCCUUUGAAAUUUACAACGGGACGAUAAACUGGAGUAUUUCAAAAUUUGAGGGAUGUGCUUGUGACGGUGACUGUCGCAGUGGAAGAGCGUGUAGGUGCUCUGAGAGGAGCGAACGGCAGAGAAUAUGGUACAACGAGGAAGGUUUGUUAAAAGGCGACCUGCAGAAGUACGACAGGCCACUCGUGUUUGAGUGUAACAGAAUGUGCAAUUGCUGGUCGUACUGUAGAAACAGAGUGGUACAGAAAGGAAUGCAGUAUCCAUUACAACUGUACAGAACAUACAGAAAAGGUUGGGGUGUCAGAAGCCUUGCCGAAAUUCCGCAGGGAAGUUUUGUUUGUGAAUACACUGGUGAAUUAAUUUCUGACACUGAGGCGGAUGCGCGAGAUGAUGACGACUAUCUUUUUGACUUAGAUUGUAAGGAGAAUGCUCACGAAUUGUUUUGCAUUGAUGCUAAGCAUUAUGGUAAUAUCAGCAGAUUUAUCAAUCACUCGUGCGAACCAAACGUCUUCCCGAUACGGGUUUUCAUUCAUCAUAGGGACGUUAGAUUUCCAAGGAUUGCCUUUUUCGCAACAAAAGAAAUUAAUGUACACGACGAGAUAUGUUUUAACUACGGGGAUAGAUUCUGGUCGGUAAAACGGAAAGAGUUUUUCUGUGAAUGCGACACUCCAAGCUGCAAGUAUCGCGAUCGUAACAGAUAACCUUUCUUGUUCUCUGAACACAAUUCUUUUUUGCCAUCUUCCUUGUGUUGUCUUCAUCAUUAUGAUACAAUCCGUUUCAUUUUCGUUUUAAAAAAUAACGUUUCAGGCUCUGCAUUAUUUUUAUAUGUCAAUACUGUGCUUCCAGAUUGUAAGGUUUGCUUUUUAUGCCAUGUUACCAAGCAACCGCUCGGAUAUUUUUUAGAAAACCUUGGAUUUUAAAUGUUUGAAGUGUUUAGUAGUUUUUAAAUCUUGUAAGGGCAACCUCUAUUAGUUCUUUUACCUCUAAGCUCUGAAUAUCGAUUCUCUGCCAUGUCAGCCAUGUAUUUCUUAAUAUUUAAGAUCUAAUAAUUUGUUGUUCAAUCGAACAGCACUCCUAGGUUUUUUCUUUUCGUCACCCUUCCACUUGAAAAUAUAUCGAUAUUUUUAUGGAUCAAUACCUUUUUGUCUAUUUGGUCAGCGGCUCUCUUGUACGUGGAAAACUUCCUCAUUCAUAUGGGUUUUUGUGACUUAAAGCAAAAUUGAAAGCAUUAAUACAAAAUGUACAUCAGUACAUUUAAAGUACGUAUUAAUUUGAAAUGUUUUUAAGUCACUGUUUUUUAACCAAGCCAUCUUUUUUUUUUUUUAGUAUUUCAUUAAUCGGAUCAGAUAUAUUAACCAUUAGUCUUAGCGGUAAUUCAUCGUGAACAAAAUGUAACAUUAAGAUUUGACAUGUAAAAAGUUGCCAGCCGUACUGUGAUUUAGCAUUAUAUUACAAAACUUACCCGUAAGGCGAGUGAAAGGUUUGAUUUUGGGAUUUAAUACAUUAAGUUUCUAUAUAUAUUUAUAACAACGACUAUGCCUGAUAACAUUCAACAUUCCAAGAGAGUUGAUAACUUUUAUCCAUCUACAAUCUAUAUAUUUUAUUGGCUUAUCUGUGUUGCUAGGAUCCCUUAUCAUUUAUUUUGCAUCCAGUACUUUUGUGUCUCCGUUGUGUUCCUUGAUGCGGGUUCGAGUGGUAUUGGCAUAAGGCAACUUAAUAACCUCAUCCUAACUUGUAUUGGAAAGAUUGGAAAGGUUACCGAAACAGUACGAUAUGCGAGAAACUGCAUGCACAACUAAACUUUAUAAUCAUGUGGAACGUUGUGACAGUUUUUUCGGUCUGGAUUUCUACUUUCUUUUGUGGAAUACGUCCACCUUUCUUUAGCUCUAUCUUAAGAAUAUUCAAGGUAUAGAGUGUUUUGCCUUUUACGUGGGCGUAAUCUGAA
Molecule: messenger RNA, 2129 nt
Organism: Pocillopora verrucosa
Lineage: Eukaryota; Metazoa; Cnidaria; Anthozoa; Scleractinia; Pocilloporidae
Source: RefSeq, a predicted model, not a curated record